AUGUGUAGAACCCGAAGGAUAAAGUGUGACGAGACGAAGCCUACGUGCAACCAAUGCGCCAAGUCUCGCCGACAAUGUCCUGGAUACAAAGACGAAUUUGAUCUGGUCUUUCGUAACGAGACCAAGGCGACAGAGAGGAGGGCCCAGAAGGCAAACCGCAAGGCGCUGGCACAGAAGGGAAAGGAUGUCGACUCGCCAUCGUCAGGGUCCGAGAAGGUCAUCUCUCCCACAUUCAAGAAGGAAGCCGACUCCCCAACCGCCGUGAGCCCCGGCCUGAAUGUGCCCGUGGAGCAAAUGGCAUCAUGUCACUUCGUCGCCAACUACGUCCUUUUGCCCCGGCAGGGCAGCACUCGUGGCUUCAUGGAAUAUCUGCUGCCUCUACUCAAGCAUGAUCAGGGCAAUCACCAUCUACAGCAUGCUUUCAACGCGUGUGCUCUUGCCUCGCUAGGCAAUCGGCCGAACGCUGCCGGGACUGGGCUCAGCGACAAGGCCCUGGGCCACUACACGAAGGCACUCGCAGCGACACAUAUAGCCCUCCAGGACCCCGACCAGUCCAAGUCGGACGCCACGUUGGCCUCCGUUCUCAUGCUUGGCCUCUUCGAGAAUAUGACAGCCCGUCAAAUGGGUAUGUUUGCUUGGGGCUCGCACAUCGAAGGAGCAAUUCAACUGGUCAAAGCUCGCGGCCGCAAACAACUACGAACCAAGACUGGUCUACUUCUCUUCAUCGCGGUACGAACCCAAAUGAUCAUACACACCCUGAGUACGGGCACGGCACCCAUCAUGGGCGUAGAGUGGUGGCUCAGCGAUGCGGUCAAGGACGAGUCAGCCGCACAGUGCCAGCGGUUAAAUAUCAAGACUGCCGAAUUGCGUGCCGAGGUCACCCGUCUGAUGUCGACUGUGGCCAGAAGCCCCGAAAAUAUUGACAUCAUGCUUGACAUGAUUCGGCGGGCGCAGACAGUUGAUCAAGAGUUUGUGAAUUGGAUGAGAAACACGCCAGACUACUUUCAGUACACAACCGUGGCGUGGGAAGACAACGUUCCCAAUGGGGACUAUACCAAGGCCGAGGUGUUCCCGGGUAGGGUAGAUGUGUACCAAGAUUUCUGGAUUGCCAGUGUUUGGAACAUGGCACGAGUAUCCCGCCUGAUUCUUGCGUCGGUCAUCGUCCGUUGCGCCGCGUGGGUCUGCUCGCCCGUCGACUAUCGUACAACCCCGGAGUACGCGACGGCGGCACGCACAUGUGUCGACACCAUCGGCGACAUUAUCGCUUCGGUACCAUACCACCUCGGCUGGCACUUGAAGCGUCCCGAGCUUCUAGAGCGAGCAAACAUCUCCGGCUUCGCUUGUGGCUUGGAAGAAUCCCAAAAAGGCCUUCCCGGUUACUUCCUCACGUGGCCGCUGGCAUGUCUACACGGCCAAGACUACACGACGGACGCCCAAAGAGCUUGGGUGGUUGGUCGCCUAAAGUUCAUCGGCGACGAGCUGGGUGUUAAGUACGCUCAUAUUCUAUCACAGGCAAGUUCAUUCUUGCAAGUUCGUAUCCCGUCAAUGCUCAUCAGAAGAGAUGGGUUGAUGGCGCAGCCCUACCCACAAGCUCACAACUUUGAGAAGCUCCUUUCAGCGAGAUAUGCUCCUCCAACCGCGGGCUACUCCAUGAACCCUCUUCAGCAACGUGAGGCUAUGCAGAAGGAGUUUGUGGAAAAGCACAAGGCAGAGCUACUUGCAAAAGCCACUGGAACCGCAGGUCAGGCAGGACAGUGGGUGGCGCAGAACUGGUUGACGGUGCGGUCCGGACCGCAAUGA
This is a messenger RNA of Colletotrichum chrysophilum, 1800 nucleotides long. RefSeq lists its product as uncharacterized. Gene Ontology annotation, biological process: regulation of DNA-templated transcription. Lineage: Eukaryota; Fungi; Ascomycota; Sordariomycetes; Glomerellales; Glomerellaceae. The transcript is spliced from 3 exons. The record is from RefSeq and is a predicted model, not a curated record. Gene Ontology annotation, molecular function: zinc ion binding; DNA-binding transcription factor activity, RNA polymerase II-specific. Bases 1 to 1800 code for a protein of 599 amino acids.